Messenger RNA from Penaeus vannamei (Pacific white shrimp), 411 nucleotides. RefSeq names its product Gustatory receptor 59b. NCBI's taxonomy places the organism in Eukaryota, Metazoa, Arthropoda, Malacostraca, Decapoda, Penaeidae. Gene Ontology annotation, biological process: chemosensory behavior; male courtship behavior; sensory perception of taste. Gene Ontology annotation, cellular component: dendrite; axon; neuronal cell body. The record is from RefSeq and is a predicted model, not a curated record.
AUGGGGCCCUUCAUGCUGGUGAUGGUCCCGCACCACAUCAUCUCCCUCAUCUGCUUCCUCUACUGGACGCUCGUCUCCACCCUGGACUACAGCGACUGGUAUUUCCCCGUGAGCUUCGGCCUGCUCUCCCUGCAGGCCAUCGCGCCCAUCUUCUGCGGCGCCAUCUACAGCGAGGACAUCCACACGCAGAAGAACGCCCUGAUCGAGCCUCUGCUCACUCUCAAGGGGACCAUGAAGGAGCAGGCGAGCAAGCGACAGAUGGACACGCUGAUCGACCACGUGAAACGCAUGGACGCCCAGAUCGAGGGGCGGGGCUUCUUCGUCCUCAACAAGAGCAUGGCGACGACGGUGGUGAACACGGUGGUGACCUACCUGGUGGUGCUUAUCCAGUUCUACGGCAGUGGGACCUGA